AUGACGGACCAAGUACGCAAAAUCUUCACUAAACGGGCUGCUGUGUACCCUCACGAUUACAAAACAGUUCGAGCAUAUAAGUACUUCAGAAGUUCUUACUUAAUCUCUGCUAUUUUGGGCUACAAUUUAUUUCCUUUUACGAUUUUCAAGUCGAGAUUCGUUAGAAUUAUUUUUACAAUUUACGCUUUGUCCGUGUCUAUUGGAUUUUCAUAUCUGGUACUGAGAUAUGUGAAAUACCUAGACCGUUCGCCAUAUGUUUACAUAGCUGCAGAAUACAUUACUACUGUAAUAUUGCUGCUCUUUAUGAAUGCUGACGAUCGAGCAAAAUUUUUAAGAAGUCUAGAAUUGAUUGAUGAUAAACUCCAUGUUCACGGGUCGUAUUAUUACCGAAUACAGAAAAUAACUCAAGUCUUCGUUAUAAUCGCUAUACUUAUGAGAUUUUUAUAUUCAAUGGCGGUAUGCUUUUCAUUCAAACUGAACUGUGACGAAUCUCCUGUAAUCGUCUUCACCUCAGGAUUAAUUUUAAUUGCCGUAGAUGCAAACCAAAUACCACGUUUAAUAACGUUUUUCAUGAUCAAAUUUAGGGUAUCCCUUCUGAGGAAUAAACUGGAAAAUUUGUUUCAUAAUACUGCUAUAUCAGUAAUUGACACAAAAGAUAAACGAAAAAGUCUCCUUUUAUAUCAAGACAUUUAUGAAGAUAUUUUUGACUCCAUCAAUAUCAUCAGCAAGCAAAUCGAUCCUUUCUUCCUGCUAAGUUUGGUUUGCAGUUUUCCCAAGAUAAUGCUUCUAUUGUACAACAUAAUUGUUCUACAAAAAAGAGGGGUGCCGAUAAUUCACUUGGUAGCGCUGGGGUUGGAGGCGGUGCAAUGGGCUCUAAUUCCAUGUCUACCGGGAAUCGUGUUCGAGAUGACCCGAGCGCAUGUUGACAAAAUGAAACUAUUCCUGCUUAAACACUACAAAGACAGUACUCGUAACAAUCACGGUAUCCGAGCGGAAAUAAAGGAAUUCCUGGACUACAUCGAGAUACGGCCAUGUCGCUACUUGCUGUACCGGUUUAUUCCAGUGGACUUGUCGCUUCCAGUCUGCUUGUUCCAUCUUUGCACCACAUAUCUCAUCGUCAUGAUACAGUUCUCGCAUCUGCUGGAUGAUGCUGCCUAGAUAGUAACCGAUUUUGAGUAAAAGCCUCAUUUCGACGUCGAUUGGAAUAAGGCUCAUGGUGGAGAUAGUUCAGAAAGAGAUAGAACACAAAACCAAUU
Cydia strobilella is the source of this 1256-nucleotide messenger RNA. RefSeq lists its product as uncharacterized. The coding region runs from base 1 to 1158 and encodes 385 amino acids. The transcript has 4 exons. Lineage: Eukaryota; Metazoa; Arthropoda; Insecta; Lepidoptera; Tortricidae. The record is from RefSeq and is a predicted model, not a curated record.